AUGGUAGAUGAUUAUAUGAAUGACACCAGUGCAGAAUAUUACUUUAGGAUGGUACAAGAGAGCCAACAACAAUUUGAUGACAUUGUUAGGCGAAGAAGAAACGUGAUAGAGCGAUAUCGUGAAGAAGAAGCACUUGGCAAUCUUGACAAUUAUUUUCAAAUGAGGGUUGAUGUAAUACGUAAAAAAGGUCUUUCACCAUUACAAAAUUGCACUGUCGCUAUUCGUAUGUUGACAUACGGAUCACCUGCUGACAAUCUGGAUGAGUAUGUAAGAAUUGGUGAAAGUACUGCAAUUGAGUGCUUAUAG
Molecule: messenger RNA, 306 nt
Organism: Lotus japonicus
Lineage: Eukaryota; Viridiplantae; Streptophyta; Magnoliopsida; Fabales; Fabaceae
Exons: 2
Coding region: 1-306 (101 amino acids)
Source: RefSeq, a predicted model, not a curated record